AGUGAAGCUGACACAAAUGAGACUUCCCUGAUGUGUGGGGGUUUGUGUGAGACUGACAGACAGAGAGAGAAAUUAGAGAAGGUAGUUGUGCCUGAGAGUUGUAGGUCUGUGUGCACCUUUGCAUUUGCUUGGCAUCAUUACCACCUGUCCUGCUGAAUGUCUAGGCUGGAAACAUCCAACAGUUCCCACCUUCUGGUCCUGGUCCAAGUCAAAGGGACAAGAGGGUUCUCUCCGGCUACAAUGAGUGAUGUUGUAAUUGUGAAGGAGGGAUGGCUACAUAAGAGAGGAGAAUACAUAAAAACAUGGAGACCAAGAUAUUUCUUACUCAAGAGUGAUGGAACAUUUAUUGGGUACAAAGAGCGACCACAAGAUGUUGACCAGCUGGAAACUCCACUUAAUAACUUCUCAGUGGCCCGUAGAAUGUCAGCUGAUGAAGACAGAGCGACCAAAGGCAAACACCUUUAUUAUUAGGUGUCUGCAGUGGACUACUGUUAUUGAACGCACUUUUCAUGUUGAGACCCCAGAGGAAAGAGAGGAGUGGACGAAGGCUAUCCAGGCUGUGGCAGAUAGUCUACACAAGCAGGAGGAAGAGAGACUGGACUCUUCACCUGACCCCAUGGACAUGGAGAUGUACCUGUCCAAACCUCGACUCAAAGUGACAAUGCAUGACUUUGAAUACCUCAAACUCUUGGGGAAAGGCACUUUUGGGAAGGUCAUACUGGUGAAGGAGAAAGCCACGGGCAAAUACUAUGCCAUGAAAAUUCUUAAAAAGGAGGUUAUAGUAGCAAAAGAUGAGGUAGCACACACACUUACUGAAAACCGGGUCCUCCAGAACUCCAAACACCCUUUCUUAACAGGUCUGAAGUAUUCUUUCCAGACUCAUGACCGAUUAUGUUUUGUUAUGGAGUAUGCAAAUGGUGGAGAGCUUUUCUUUCAUUUAUCACGAGAUCGUGUUUUUUCGGAAGAGAGAGCACAGUUUUAUGGGGCAGAGAUCGUCUCAGCCCUGGAUUAUCUUCAUUCUGAGAAAAAUGUGGUAUAUAGAGACCUAAAGUUGGAGAAUUUGAUGCUGGAUAAAGACGGCCACAUAAAGAUUACUGAUUUUGGCCUGUGCAAGGAGGGAAUUACAGAGGGAGCCACAAUGAAGACGUUCUGUGGUACACCAGAGUAUUUGGCUCCAGAGGUUCUUGAGGACAAUGAUUAUGGCCGGGCGGUGGACUGGUGGGGGUUGGGUGUAGUCAUGUAUGAGAUGGUGUGCGGCCGGCUGCCCUUCUACAACCAGGAUCAUGAAAAACUCUUUGAAUUGAUCCUCAUGGAUGAGAUCCGUUUUCCUCGUACACUUGGACCUGAGGCAAAAUCUUUGCUGUCAGGACUGCUUCAGAAAGACCCAAAGCGGCGGUUAGGGGGAGGUCCAGAUGAUGCAAAAGAAAUCAUGCAGCAUAAGUUCUUUGCAGGCACUGAGUGGCAAGAUGUUUAUGAGAAGAAGCUUGUUCCACCCUUUAAGCCCCAAGUAACCUCAGAAACAGACACUCGCUAUUUUGAUGUGGAGUUUACAGGGCAGACUAUCACCAUCACACCCCCAGGCCAAGAUGAAAACAUGGAGUACUUUGACAGUGAUAGAAUACCCCACUUCCCUCAGUUCUCAUAUUCUGCCAGUGGCACAGCAUAAAAACCCUUUAAAAGAAUUCUUGACCUAGAAUUUCUGUGAUCAUUUACUUACCCCCAUGUCAUUACAAAUCAGUAUAACUUUGUACCUUAUGUGAAACUUAAAUAGAUUUUUUUUUAUUAAUAUCCUGACAACACUUCAGUUUUUGGAGCUUGACAUCAUGUCCACACUACUGCAAAAGCUUCAGAUUGUCUACACUGACUGGAUGCAUCGAAGUGAAGUUCAGAUCCAUUCCUCCAGUUGUCAGAAGUAGCGGCAUUGCAUGGAGUACACCAAAGAUAGAAUGGGACAUCAGUUUACUGUUGGAUAUUGUUGUGUUGUGCAACGUCCAGUAGACAGCAUCACUAGUUAUAAGGUUCUGUUUGCUUUUGUGGUGACACAUCACAGCGCUUGUGUAGACAUGGCGUGACAGUCACCAGAUUUAGAACAAUAUGAGUUUAAAUAAAUGAUGACAGAAUUUUUAUUUUGGGGUAAACUAUUCCUCACUAAUAACACACACACACGCAGACUUUCUACACAAAUACACUCCCCAGCUAAUACUUAUCCAUAGCCAUUGCUGCACAAUAUUUAUUUUCAACA
Molecule: messenger RNA, 2242 nt
Organism: Cyprinus carpio (common carp)
Lineage: Eukaryota; Metazoa; Chordata; Actinopteri; Cypriniformes; Cyprinidae
Product: RAC-alpha serine/threonine-protein kinase
Exons: 14
Coding region: 335-1666 (443 amino acids)
Biological process (GO): protein phosphorylation
Molecular function (GO): protein serine/threonine kinase activity; ATP binding
Source: RefSeq, a predicted model, not a curated record